Molecule: messenger RNA, 2040 nt
Organism: Drosophila ananassae
Lineage: Eukaryota; Metazoa; Arthropoda; Insecta; Diptera; Drosophilidae
Product: protein 5NUC
Exons: 7
Coding region: 98-1864 (588 amino acids)
Biological process (GO): AMP catabolic process
Cellular component (GO): plasma membrane
Molecular function (GO): 5'-nucleotidase activity; nucleotide binding; metal ion binding
Source: RefSeq, a predicted model, not a curated record
AAAAACCAGACGCAGCAGCGCAGCGGCGAUUGCGGAAAGCUAAAAGAGAAGUUCCUCAGUCCAGUGCGAUUGUAGACAUCGGUAGUGAAGAUUUAAGAUGCAAUCGCAUUGGCUCUCCUGGCUCUGGGUUCUCCUACUCUGCUAUCAAGUGACGGCAAAUCCUGUUCCCAGGAAUCCCAAGGUGGCCACCGAGUUCAUUAUCCUUCACAACAAUGACAUGCACGCGAGAUUCGAGCAAACCAGUGUAAACAGUGGCAUUUGUUCACCCGAGGAUGCCCACACAAAUAAUUGCUAUGGAGGAUUCGCCAGAGUGGCCUAUGAGGUUCGUAAAUACCGCAAGGAAGCUAAGGAGGGCGGUACAUCCGUACUAUAUCUCAACGCUGGAGAUACCUAUACGGGAACUGCCUGGUUUACCAUUUUCAAGGAUAAAAUUGCCAGUGCCUUCCUCAACAAGCUGGAGCCAGAUGCUAUAUCUUUAGGAAACCACGAAUUCGAUGAGAGGGUAGAGGGUCUAAUACCCUUCCUUAAUGAGGUCAACUUUCCAGUAUUGGCCUGUAAUCUGGAUCUGAGCAAAGUGCCCGAACUCAAGGCCACAAAGCACUUGGCCCACUCUGCCAUCCUGGAGGCUAAUGGCACCAAGAUCGGUGUGAUUGGCUACCUCACUCCCGACACCAAGAAACUUACUCUCCAUAUGGAUGUGGACUUUAACGAGGAAGUGGAGUCUAUCAAUAUUGAAGCUAAAAAACUGAAAGCUCAGGGCAUUAAAAUUAUUAUAGCAUUGGGUCACUCCGGCUAUGCCAAAGAUCAGGAGAUAGCUGAGAAGUGUCCGGAUGUGGACAUUGUGAUUGGUGGCCACACCAACACUUUCCUGUUCUCCGGUCCCCAGCCAGAUGUGGAUCACAUUGAUGGUCCUUAUCCCACAAUAAUUAAGCAAAAGAGCGGAAAGGAGGUGCCCGUGGUGCAAGCCUAUGCCUAUACCAAGUAUCUAGGAAAGCUCCAUGUUCAGUUUGACGCUGAAGGCAACCUGAUUGAAUGGGAUGGUUCUCCUAUUCUUCUAAAUGCCUCAGUGGCUCAGGAGAAGGAUCUGCUAGAGUUGCUUGAGUUCUAUCGUCCCAAUGUCACUGCCUUGGAGAAGGACAUCAGAGGAUACACCAAGGUGAGCUUGGAGGGACGCAAACAGAUAUGCCGGGCUAUGGAGUGCAACUUGGGGAAUCUGGUGGCCGAUGCCAUGGUAUUCAACCGAAUGGUGGAAGAUCAGGGCGGCGAUUUCUGGACAGAUGCUGCGAUUGCUUUCAUGCAGGGAGGAGGUAUUCGCAGCUCCAUUGAAAAACGAUCUGAUGGGUCCAUAACCGACAACGAUAUUCUCUCCGUUCUGCCCUGGGGAAACAAGCUCUUCAUGACUCCCAUGACGGGAAAAUCGAUUCGAAGGGCUCUAGAGCAUGGAGCUAGUUUGAUGGGCAAGGAUUCGGAUGGUGGUUUCCUUCAAGUCUCCGGAAUUCAUGUGGUUAUUGAUGCCAGAAAACCGGAGGGACAGCGAGUUGUUUCCGUCCAGGUGCGAUGUGCGGCCUGUAGUAUCCCGUCCUAUAGCGACCUCAACGAUACUGUCAGCUACAAUGUGAUUGUGGGCGAGUUCCUCUUGGACGGCGGAGAUGGUCACAUAAUCAAGGAUGGAGUUCAUCAGGCAGUUCGGCUGCCACGAAAUGACAAGGAAGCAGUUUCAUUUUAUCUCCAGGAACAGAAGUACGUUUAUCCAGAGGUGGAGGGUCGCAUCGUUGUGUUGAGUUCACCUUCGAGCGGACAUGGAAUCUUUGGUUCGGUUGUCCUUCUAUUCAUUUCGUCAUUUAUCUUGCGAUUGUUUAUUUAAGAUUGCCAAUUUAAACCUAAGUUAGGUUUGAAUAUUUGCCUUAAACCAGAUCAGCAUUCAAAGAAGUAAUUUUCCACCAAAAACAUAUUCUAGAAAAUAAUGAAAUUCGUUAAUUAAUAUAAAUUAUUUUUGUGGAACUUUAAAGUUCAAAUAAAAUUCAAAGUGCCACACGGAAA